CUCCUCUCUCUCCCGCUCACGCCUCACCAAAGCUUCCCCUGUUCUUUCGCUGUAAGAAAGCUGACGAUCACACACUACACUCCACUCGGAAAUCACCGAAGCGGACCGCGACCUUCGAAGCUCUUCGCUCAUGGCGGUCCCCUCCACAUAGGCCCAUCCGCUCUGUUAGUUGGAGAUGGAGAUUUCACUAUUCACUUCAACCUGUGGAGGAGCACAGUAGUUUGGAGAGCACAAUAGAACCGCCUUGUGUAGUGAUAGGCCAUUGAACCAUGUGAGUAACGGCAAAGAGAGCAAAAAUCUAGGUGUUAAACUUUUGGCAGAUUUGGAAUCUUAUUUGCAGGACAUCAACGAUAGAGUUUGGAUUUUCGAGAAUGGUGAACGUUGUGCCUGCACUGGAGCAAGAGGCUGAGGAGAAGAUUGGUGAAAAACAGUUGGAGGUAGCUGGACUGAAGGAAACAUCGCGUGCAUGUCAUACUGCAGAGGACAGGGAUAAGCUUUUGCAUGUUCCAUCAUCACUGUUGAACGAGGGGAAUACCCAACAGGACUCCAUUUUAGUCGUCUCAAACCUUCAUAAAGAACAUGACAGGAAUUCGGAUUUUCUGAGGAGCCGUAUAAGUGAAGUGAAAGAGCAGCUAGUAGAACUCAAGAAAGAGGUAAACAACGUUAAAGGUGGAAAUCGUUGUGGGAGGAUUAAUUCAGGUGAUGAGUUGGUAGGGUCGGAUGGUAUCUUGCUGGAGGAGGUGUCUGAAAGACUGAUCGGUGUGGACAGUACUUUCGAUGCUCCCCAGAGUACACUAGAUUCUUUCUUCAGCCAGCUAAAGGAUAUGGUUCACAUAUCUAAGAAGUCGCUUCGUAAGAUGCAGCAGGAAUGGGAACUAAGAGCAGAAAUUGAGGCCAUUGUGAUGACCGGCUACAUCAGGAGCCUCCACAGUGAAUUUGAGAGGAAGUUUUGGGACCUUAACGGUUAUUCUCACGGUUCUGAAAACCUCAGUUCCCUGAAGAAGAUAAAAGAGAUAACAGCUCCUCUACGUGAGGAACUGGUUAUGCUUUCUAAUCUGUUGUCUGGCAAUGAUAAUGGGCAGCUAAUUUCUCAAGUGUUCUUGGAGGAUGGUGAAGAGUGUUUGAUUAAUAAAAGAACUGAUCACUUGAACCAGAAACUGUCAAAGAAUUUGGAUGAUGAGCUGAUGAUCACCAUGCCAGAGAAUUUGGACCCAGUGCAACUAAAAAAUAUGGGAACGGAUGAAUGGAUUUGUUAUUUCAAGACUGAGAUGACCAAAAUGAAAAGAUACCAUGAGUCCAAGGCAGAGAAGAUGACUGAGGAGUAUUUUUCUCUCAAGAGAGAAUACUUCAAAAAAAUACUUAAUGAACCUUCAUUGACCGUCAGAAAGGACAAGGAAUUUGAAGGAUUGAAGAGAAAAAUCUCUGACGUGAUCUCGAAGUUAGAUGACAUUUUGAGGGAAAGUAACAGCGUACCUCAAUCUAAUGGAGAUGCUGGCAGUUUUGGCACUAUGAGGGCGAGAUUGGAAGAUCUUCUGGCUGAAAAUCACCAGCUAAGAAGCGUUCUUUCUGAUAUGGCAAAAAGGUGA
Molecule: messenger RNA, 1586 nt
Organism: Eucalyptus grandis
Lineage: Eukaryota; Viridiplantae; Streptophyta; Magnoliopsida; Myrtales; Myrtaceae
Product: WPP domain-associated protein-like
Exons: 2
Coding region: 372-1586 (404 amino acids)
Source: RefSeq, a predicted model, not a curated record